Messenger RNA from Motacilla alba alba, 7057 nucleotides. It is a transcript of the gene MRAP2, whose product is annotated as melanocortin 2 receptor accessory protein 2. The coding region runs from base 472 to 1062 and encodes 196 amino acids. The transcript has 7 exons. The record is from RefSeq and is a predicted model, not a curated record. Lineage: Eukaryota; Metazoa; Chordata; Aves; Passeriformes; Motacillidae. Gene Ontology annotation, biological process: protein localization to plasma membrane; regulation of adenylate cyclase-activating G protein-coupled receptor signaling pathway. Gene Ontology annotation, cellular component: endoplasmic reticulum; plasma membrane. Gene Ontology annotation, molecular function: type 1 melanocortin receptor binding; signaling receptor regulator activity; type 4 melanocortin receptor binding.
GCUCGGCUCGCCGGGGCCAGGGCGUUCCGGUAGGGCUGCGCCUUUCGGUCGGGACGAAGCGGCGCUCCGGGAUCCGGCCGUGCGGACGUGCCCGGCGCGGUGGAAUUGGGUAUUCCCCUGAAAAGAUCACAAAUUUGAACUCAAACCCUGCCCACCUACGGUAUUGAGAAUUAGCAAGAAACAAGGACCCUUAGGUCAGCUUCAGAGGGAGUUGCUGCUGGUUACAAGGACAGUUUCAGACAUACACAAAAACAGAUAUGCCUUUGUGGUCUCAGUGGUGCUAUAAGCCAUGAAGUUGUGUUGCAGAUGUGGUGUGUGCUCAGUUUUGCUUUCAUUUUGAAAGUGGCAUAUUGAGCCUGUUUAUCAGCAUAGAGAAAUUUAGGUUGGAAGGGACCCCUGGUGGUCAUCUGGCCCAACCUCCUACUCAAAGCAUGUUCGACUAGAUCAGGUCUGUAUUUGCUGAGGUGCAAGAUGUCUGCCCUGAGGCUGAUCUCUAACAGAACCUCCCAGCAGGCCUUGUCUAACUCUGAUUACACCUGGGACUACGAGUACUAUGAGUAUGGACCAGUGUCAUUUGAAGGUCUGAAGGCUCAUAAGUAUUCCAUUGUGAUUGGAUUUUGGGUUGGUCUUGCAGUUUUUGUCAUCUUCAUGUUUUUUGUCCUGACCCUGCUGACGAAGACAGGAGCACCACAUCAAGACAAUGCAGAACUUUCUGAAAAAAGAUUUCACAUGAACAGCUUUGUGGCAGAUUUUGGAAGACCUUUGGAGUCUGAGAGGGUCUUUUCUCACCAAAUGGGUGAAGAAUCCCAGUCACUUUUCCAUUUCUGCAUUAAUGAAGUGGACCAUAUGAACAAAGAAAAAGAGAGUCAGAAAGGUCCAAGUCUGGAGAGUAAUCUGGAGAGUAAUACCCACUUCCAGGAGGUUCCCAAGAGCAGUGGAAUGUUUGAGGAAGACCUACAUUGUCUUACAAAAUUUAACAUUCCUAACUUUGUGAACACUGAGCAGAACUCUUCAUUAGGUGAGGAUGAUCUCCUCAUCUCAGAGCCAACGAUCAUUUUAUAAAGCAAACUGGUUAUGCAAUCUUAACAUUGGAUCCUUGAUUGAAAAAUCCUUUACUUUAAGGUAACCAUCCCCAUUAUUGUCCAGUUUGAAGCCUUUCUUGGCCUCCUGCUCUUUUGACAGAAGGUAUUUCAGACCUGUGCUUUUUAUUGUAUGUGAGGCUGGCUGUACUGAUAGAACUCAGUUUAGACAAGAAGACAUUGAAUGCUUUAUUCUGAUGCCCUCUGUGGUCUAAAACUUCUGCCCAGUAUUAUUUUUUGCUUUUUGAUUUUUUUUUUUCUUGUAUUGUUCUUCAUUUUUAAAUGACUACUUAUGACCAGCUUCUGAAGGAUAAUAAUUUACAAGGACUGUGAAGGCUGGAGCCUGGCAUUGGGAGGUCUGUGAAAAUUCAUUGGCCAAGAAAAGUGUAAAUCUCAAAGAAAAACUGAAGAAAGGAAUAAACAGCCCCUGGAGACGUUCCGUAGUUUCUGCUGCUCCCAGUAAGGAUGCCUGAAGCUGAGCACCAUAAUAACUACCUGCUUGGGACUAACUUCAGUUUCUGAUCCCUAACUGCUUUUUGGUGCAGGUUAAACCCACUUCACAUAGCUUCCAGAGGGAGUACCUUGCAAAUGAAAUUGUUUGGUUACAGUGUUUACAAAAUGCUAUCACCACCUGCUGCUGAGUAAAAACAAAUUGGUGCCUGUAAUUAUACUUCAGAAUAACACCUCAGCAGCUGCCCAUGAUGACAUGGAAUUAGUAUUCCACACACAAACACAAACUGUGAUUUGGCUUUCUUUUCCUUUUUUUUUUUUUUCCCUGCUAAUUGCUGAUGUUAACUUGCAGUUCAGUAAUUACAAGAUUCAGUAGCUAAUUCACAGGAAAUAAGAAAAAAUCUAUUUUUCUUCUGCCAAUAGAGUUACUACAUGUAAAUAUGGGUGGUAUGUUAAGCUGGUGUCAUGUGUUGCUGAUAGGUUGAACCUUCCUGUGCUUUUUGCAUUUAUAAAAGAUCAUUUCCUUACUCAUUGGCCAGUGAAGUGCUAGCAGGCUUAGAGCUGAGAGGACCAACUCCAAAAGUAUAGCUAAGCUGUGCUUGCUCCAUCUUCUUUUUGUUCUCAACUGGGAUGGUGUCGCAACCCCAGCUGUUCUCCAGUGAAAGAUUUGGUAAGGAUUUGAGUAGGUAUAGUUUCAAUCUUUAUUUUUUAGAGAUGGAAUUAAGUUCUGAGCCUUUGAGAGUACUUAGAAUUGUGUUUCAGCUUUCUUCAAAAGAUGGUAACUAAUGACUGAAUGGUUUCAGAGCAAGCAUAUAGGAGGCAGAGCUACUAGGUUCAAGCCCUUUGCUAGAUUUCAACUAUGCUCUGCAGGAAGUUCUUGAGAUGAAAAGAGUGGAUUCCAAACAUGCUUAAACGGAUUUUCUUGAAAUUAGCAUGCUUUGUAUCCAACACAUCUGUGUUUCAGAUUAGACACCUGCUGAUACAUUCUUCAGCCACUAAAAUGCUGAUUAAUUCACCCCUUCAUCACCUUACAAACAGGAAAAAUAGUGAAUGGGUUGAGCAUUUAAAGAAUACAAAUUGUGUAGGAAGAGUGCAAGGAAACAUCUUUUGCUUUUACGUCCCGUGCCCUUAUUACACACCACUUACAGCUCAAUUUCCUGUUUCCAAAUGUGAUUUUUUGCUGGACUUGCUAGUGUUUAAAGUAACAGGAUUACACUUAAAACAAAGCAGAGACUCUUUAAACUAGCAGGUUGUUGCUGAAAAUAGUUCCAAAGACUGAAAUGAACCCUGUUCUGAAUGAGCACAGCUCCAGUGAAAUGUUUCUGGUCCAGAAAGGCCUUAUUUCACAGGAAGUACAUAACUACAAUUAUGAAGGCUGUAGGUGUGGAUUUUCCUUUUCCUAAAUUUGGGAAGUCUGUCUCUGAAUAUGCAUCUGCUUCCUGCUGAGGCACCUCAGUAACUGUCAGCUAUCUGAUGGUUAAAGUUUGAAGCUCAAUAUUGCUUUUGCUAACACAUUGUGGGACUUGUACUUAAUGGGGCUUUUAUAACUGAUUUCUGGAUGAAUGAGCUGCCUUCAGUAAUCUUUGAGCUGUUAUUUUUAUUUUUUCCCUUGCGAUGCUUGAAAACAGCAAUGCUGCUUGAAGGACGGGCAGAUCUAUGUGGAAUCCAUCUCCUUUGCAAUGGAGAAAUGAAGGGUAUUUUUAAGCAGUUUAAAACUACAUUUCAUAGAUCAUUUAGGUUGGAAAAAGAUCUUUAAGAUCAUAAAGCCCAACCAUUAACUCAGUACUGCCAAGUCCCCAUCUAAAUCAUAUCACCCUGUGCAUCAUAUCACCCUGUGCUUUUUCAAACCUCUAGGGAUGCUGAUUCCCUGGGCAGUCUGUUCCACUGCUCCACAACCCCUUGGGGGAAAAAUUCUCAAAAGUUUCAGAAGUUUCAAAGUAAUGCAGAUGGAGUUUUAGAAAAAGAAGACUGCUCUUUCCUAUAGGCUAGCCUAUGCUUUUCUCCUGCUACCUUAAAUCUCAGUGGCUUUUAUUUGGAUACAUAACUAGUACUUUGGGGAGAAAAAGGAAGCCUUUUGUGUAUGGAUAUUGGCAAUAAUGCCUAGAUGAAAGGUACUUAAAAUGACCCAGAGAUGAUGCCAACUUAACGUACACAUUUGAACUGCACAGUUAAUAUCCUUCUGCAGCAUGUAUUAGUCCGGUAAAGCUAUGUAAGUGUUUGGUUCCUGCUUCUGUUCUUUCCUGAUGACAGAUUUACUUUUUUUCAUCUUAUCUCCCUUCUAUAUUUAAAGUCCUUCAUGCUGUUUUUCUCAGAAAAAUAACCUAUCAGUCCCCACUGUAGAGCUCCCACACCACUCCAGAGACACUGUGGCAGCAAUAGAAUGAUUCAGAUUUUUGCUCUGCCUCAAAGCAGAGCCAAAGACAGAUGCAAAAAUGUUCUGCAGUCUUCAAAAGCAGCUAUUUUAAGGCUCUCCUCCUUUUUUUUUUCCGUUUUAAAUAAUAGCAGACAUAUUUUGCCUCAGAGGAAAGGGCAAUAUAUAACUGUUAAAAAAAAUUUUGUCUUUUCUCAGAAAAUCAACUCACUGAUGCACCAGAAACAACAGAAAGUGUUCUAAUCAGAGUAAUCUUCAAAAGGAGUACUUGGAAUUUAAUGGUGUUUGAAAAUGGAAGUUUUGUGAGUUUUCUUAGUGCUUGGCCUCAAGCCUCUUCUCAAAACUCAGUAUAAAUGCAUUGCCUGCAGCAGAUUUAACUGCAGAGAGACAUAGCUACUCUAAGCCAGCUAUAAAUAUUUGUUUGCCUAAACAUGUUUUGUAUUCUGGAAGUAUUAGGUCAAGUUAUUUAUCCCAGUUUUCAAAGGUAAAUACUUGCAAAAUGCUCUUCUAUAUAAACAAGUUUUAUUUGUGUAUCUUUAAAAAAAAUAAAAAGGCAAAACCCCAAAACCUAUAAUGUAAAAUCAGUAAAUGCCUGCUCACAGAGAAGAGAAAGAGAAUGGUAAAACUGAUCAUCUGCACUACAAUCCAGAGCCAUACAGUCUCUGAGACUGCAAGGUGAAGUAAAUAGGGUAUUUUUGUAAUGAAAUUAAAUAUUUAUGCACCUGAGCCCUCGACCUUGAAUACUGUAACACUGACAUUUUUUGCCACUUCUUAGCCUUGGAUAUUGACAGGUAGCAAGGACAGCAGAGAAGAACCUUCUACCACACUUCUCCAACAAGAGCAAGAGAGGCCUGUGCUUUCUUAUUUUUGGAUUAGAGAUAUGUAGUUAGCUAUAUGAAAGGCUACUUUCAAUUCAGAGGUAUCACUGGAUUUCUGUUCAAGAGUCAGGGCAGCACUUGAUACAUGACCCCCUCAUUCCCUGCAGAAGUGGACUUGCACAGCUAGUGCUGGUAUCUUUGUCCUUUUUCCUUGUACUUUCCAGAAUAGGUUAAAUACGGCAUAGAGGGGCAGACUUCAAAAUAUAUCAUGUACUAUCAAAUAAAGUCUUCAUUCACCAUAACCUAUUUAAUUUGUUACAUGAACAUUUUUGACAUGUAUUUCAUAGACCUUGAAAUGGAACGCACUGCUGCUGUCUCUGCCCCAGUGGCAUGAUGAAAUCGGAUACUUUUCUGCACAUUAUGUUUUCCUCUUUUGAAGUAAUCUAGGUCACUGAGUCACCUAGCCAGCUGUUCACAUGAUUUCUUAAAAGCUUCAAACAUGACAAUUCAAAUUAUUAUACUCCAGCUGCUUUGCUGUAAACAGAUGAAGUCCAGCUAAGCAUUAAGCAAUGUUUUAAAGAUAUAUGUUUAACUCUUUUAAUCCAUCCAUUAUGCCUCCUGGAAAUGCAGGAUGAAACAGGAUGGCACAAGAAGAGGAAAAAUAUACACGAAGAGCAUAUAAUUAUGUAACUCCUUGAAAGAUCACACUGAAAUCUUCAGAGAAUCAGUAACAAUUUUAGAAGAGAACUUAAAAGUUGCAGCUUAGUUCUCUAAAAGGACACCCUAAGUGCAGCCAUUGAAGCCCAGGGAGAGUCUGUUACUGUGCAGAGCGACUACUUCAUGGUAAAUGCCUAAAAACUGAAGACCAUGCUUCAGUGAGUGUACAACUGCAUGAAUACUUGUAAGAAAAUGGUAUAAAACAUCUGGUAACUUACAGUAAUGGUAAGUAACACUGUCCCUGCUCAGUAAAACAGACUCAGAGAGAGAAUUUAAUUCCAGCUCUGUAAGAUACCAGCAAUUACUGAGAACUGACUGUAAGAAUUGUAAAAAGUGUUUGAAUGACCUGCAUGAACAUUAGGGCAACCCUCUGUUGCUGACUUAAGCACCAUAUACAUGAGAGAGUUUCCAGUAACUAGAAAUGCUUCCUCCAGGAUUCCUGUCCUAGGAACCUCCAUCCAAAACCUGGCUUCUCUGGGAACACAAGGCUUGCAGUAGUUCAAAAAACAUCUCUCACUUCAGGUCACACACUUUAAUACAGUGUUACACAUAUAGCAAAUUAUACAGGAAAUAAAUUAUUUGAAAUGAUUCAAUUUUUUAUCCUUUUCAGUUGCAAAACAGACCCAAAUAAAAAAAUGCAUUAUAUUUACACAUAGCUGAUAUUUUAUAUACAAAGCAUUUUUUAUAUUUACACAUUUUAUGAAUAUAGACUAAUACUUUGUUAGAUGGGGACAAAAUAAAAAUACUGAAAAUAUCUGAACAUGAAACAAUCAAGAUUACCAUAUUAAUUAGCAACUGACCAUCCUUUUAAAAUAUCUAUAUAUGUGUGUAUACAGGCUCAUUUUAUGUUUGUGUAUGUGCUAAAAAGAAAAAAACUUGCACUUAAGCACUGUCUGUGUCUAUAUGGUAUAAUUUGUUAUACUCUUAUGCAUGCUAUGCCACAUGCUUGUAUGACAGAAAAUGCAGGUUUACUUCUGGUCCCUGAAGAACACAACACAUAAACAGACAAGCACAGACCUGAACUAUUUCACAUCUGACUUAAAUGCUAGGUUCAACCAAUACUGCAGGUCCUCAGGGACCUAAGGAGUACAGUUUAGCUUUCAUCUUCUCUUUGCCCUAAAUAAGUAGAGUUGAUUGAGACAUAACCUCAAUAUAUGUGCUUGGGAAUUCUUAAGGACUUGCAGCCACUGAAACUUCAAACUAAUAAUGUACUGAUUUAUUGGGAAAGCAUGCCUUCCAACCACCAAAAAGCUAUCAUCAUCUAUUUUAAAUUUCCUUUAUUUUUAAUUGCUGCUUCUUGCUUUUAGCAGCAGGUUUUUCAUAUAUAUUAAGUGUAGUAGCCAUGCUCAUCAUCCCCCCUAGGCUCCUCUCUGGAGCAGUGCAGUUCCUAUGGCUUCAGAGGUUCCUAGGGCUACAUUUCCUGAGUGAUGAUUCUUCUUUCAUUUCCUGGAGUGAUGAUUCUUCCUUCCCUCCACUGGGCCCAUCUCUUUCUUGAAAGAAGAGACCAGAAGUGUAGCACCCUAAGGUACACAUUUGUGCUGCAGCAGGAAUUGCUCGUAUGUACCAGCUCUACAGCACAGGUGUGUAACUGGCAGGGCCUGAGGAGAGGGAGAAAGCAACAG